AUGGAGGACGACGGCGCUGCUUACGGCGCUGAAGAAGCCGAACUCGAGGCUGCGCUGGUCAGAGAACUCGAAGAGGCUGAAAGAGAUGCCGUCAAGGGCGGGGAUCACGAGAUGGAAGGGGGCGAAGAAAGUGCAGGCAAGGAAGACGAGGAAGAAGACAUCUCCGAUGCGGAGAGUGAGGAUAUCGAGGACGAAAGUGACGACGAAGAGGACGACCUUGACGAGGAAGAUGGUGGAGAUCGCGAUGAAGACGUUGAAAUGGGUGAUGACACUGAACCGAAAGAUACUAACACCGCCCCCGGGCAUCAUCAACAGCAGGACAUCAUGGUGCACUAA
Aspergillus thermomutatus is the source of this 336-nucleotide messenger RNA. RefSeq lists its product as uncharacterized. Bases 1 to 336 code for a protein of 111 amino acids. The record is from RefSeq and is a predicted model, not a curated record. The transcript has a single exon. Lineage: Eukaryota; Fungi; Ascomycota; Eurotiomycetes; Eurotiales; Aspergillaceae.